Lodderomyces parapsilosis is the source of this 2019-nucleotide messenger RNA. RefSeq names its product Adaecp (gene ADAEC). The coding region runs from base 1 to 2019 and encodes 672 amino acids. The transcript has a single exon. The record is from RefSeq and is a predicted model, not a curated record. Gene Ontology annotation, biological process: regulation of DNA-templated transcription; DNA repair. Lineage: Eukaryota; Fungi; Ascomycota; Pichiomycetes; Serinales; Debaryomycetaceae. Gene Ontology annotation, molecular function: zinc ion binding; DNA binding; methyltransferase activity.
AUGGUUUAUCAAACAGAAGCAGCCAAAUGGAAGGCUUAUCAAUUUAGUGACCCAUUUGCCGCAGGAUCAUUUUUUGUUUGUAAUAAACUCAAUCGUUAUUUUUGUCGUCCAGAUUGUGAUGUUAGACCAAGAACUAAUUUGAAAUCAGAGAUUAAAUUCACCACCAGUGCCAAAGAAGCUGUUGAUUAUGGUUUCAUACCCUGUGAAUCUUGUGACCCAAUGCACAGUACUGCCAUUGAUGUUGGUUUACUCAUCAAGUGUGUUUCAUCAGUAAAUACAAAGAUUGGCUUUAUGCCACCACUUUUGGAUGAAAAUGAAGAUAUGAAUUCGAAAAAGAUUAAAGAAAACAUUUUGGAGUCCAAGAGAGCGAAUGAAGUGCAAAUUUUAAAGACAAUUGAUGGUGCUGGUGCUAGUGCUACUGGUCGUCGUGCUUCAAUGUCUGCUGCAUCAAUUGGUAAAGGAUUGAAAGAUGGUGAUCAUACAUCACUUUCAAAGAAUGACUCUGAUCAUUAUAGAUUAGUGGAUUUGGCCUGUCGUCACUUGGCACUAGCUGCUGCUGUUAAUGUGUUUCAACCAAAACCACUUGCACCCACACCUGAAGAGAGUAACUCGCCUACAGCCAACGGCUCUAGUGGAACAGGAUCUGGCUCUGGCAAAAAGAGAAGAAGAAGAGGCGGUGUACUUGGAUUCAAAGAAUUGGCUUCCAAGUCCAAGUUGAGUGCAUGGCAUUUUCAUAGAGUUUUCAAAUCAGUCACUGGAUUGACGCCAAAGACUUAUGGUGACAAAUGCUGGGAAUUUGUCAAGAAGGUUAAAGAAAGUGGAGAAUAUACUUCAUUCGAAGCUUACAAUUCACCACAAUCACAAUCACCAAAAUCAACAACACCAAAUUCACCAAUAUUGAUGUCUACAAAUGAAGUUGUUAAGCACCCAGCCAGCAAGAAGAUGAAGUUGGAAAAACAACAACAUUUACAAUCACAACAACCAUCACAUCCACAACCACCUUCUUCCUCACCUGCAUUGUUUACUACACAACCAAUUGCUGAUGAGUACAAGUUUGCUUCACAAUCAAUAACGCCACCGCAUUCUGCUGCAUCAUUGAGUGGUGGUCAAUUUUCUCACUCACAACAAGUUCAACCAUUAACUCCACCAAAUCAAUACACUUCUCCAUCAAUUAGUCAAUUGAAUACAGUACAAUCAGUAAUACCCGAUGCUUUCUACCCAGGCCAUCAUCAUCAACCAUCACUUGAUGAACAAUUGCAAGCAUUACCAAACUUGGACUUUGAUUUGUAUGAUGGGGAGGAUUUACAACCAUUACAAGAGCAACAACUUCAAGAUCAGCAAUCAUUACAUACAAAGGCAUUUUCAUUCCCAGACUUGUCAAAGUUUCGUACCAUUUCAUUGUUUCACAAUAAUAAUAACAACAACAACAACAACAACAACAACAAUCAGCAUCAUCAUCAUCAGCAGCAACAGCAUUCUGCCAACCCAUCGUUGUUUCAAUCCAAUUAUGAAAACAGCAAUAGUAACAGCCACAUACCAAAUGGCACGCUAAGUCUAGGUUUCGAUGCCGAUGUUAAUGGUGGUCCACUUGAUUCUGUUGAUCCAAUGGAUCCAAUUGGACAAGUUGAUUUCAGUGACUACAUCAACAACUCCAUCAAUAACAACAACAUUAACAACAAUUAUGUGAACCAGCUACAACCACCAUUGCCAACAUCAUCUGUAUCACCCUCUGCAUCAAAUUCUACUUCACCACCAUCAUUGCAUCAUCAUGCACCAAGUCAAAGUAUCGAUUCUAUAGCAUUGCCACAAGAUGAAGAGUUUGAUUUUACUGAUGCUUUCACUCAAGAUGUGUUUACUGCUCAACCUACAUCCGCUGUUGAUUCUACAUUUUCUCCAUUUGAUACAACUGCUACUGCUGAAGGGGUUGUUGCUGCUGGCUCAUUAAAUGGAGUUGGUGGUUUCAAUGAUGAUUUGGACUUUACAAUGAAUCCUCAAUUGGUUGCCACUAUAAUAGAUUAA